UGAUAUCAGCGUCUUCCCUCUUUAUUCACUCUAUUUUGACUGUCCAUGAUCAAAAAGAUAUCUGCAAAAAAUGAUAAUUGUUUAAUUUUGUUAUUCUUUUCUUGGAGCGUUCAAUAUUUCACAGUAAUCGUGCUCUAAAACCUUCAAACAACUGUUACGAUUAUAAACAAUGUGGUGGGAAAUAUUACCUUCAGCAGCAAUUAUGCUCGUGUGCCUUUCUCUUCCGCACUAUGCAUCUCUUGCAUUUAAUCGAGUAGCUUAUGGCAAUGAUUAUCGAAGAAGAUUAGAAUCUGUGUUCGAAAGAAAUAUGUUUUCAAGAGAUGGAGGACUUACUGGUGCUCCAUGGGUUCUAUCUGGAUUAGAUGCAAUUCCUGAUGAGGAUAAAAAAGAUUAGGUUAUGAUAAAUGUUGAUAAUAAAUAAUCAGUUUUAAUAGGAAUUAAUAAUUUGUAAAUGUAAUUGUAUUGAGAAAGAUGAUUCAGAACAUAAAAUGAAUAAUAAAACAUUGUAAUCAUUAUGAAAAGUCAUUUACAUAAUCUAGAAAGAGGUGUAUAUAAAAUAAUAAAUGCAAUUAUAAUAAUAUCUUAAAAA
Messenger RNA from Chelonus insularis, 589 nucleotides. It is a transcript of the gene ND-MWFE, whose product is annotated as NADH dehydrogenase (ubiquinone) MWFE subunit. Bases 170 to 394 code for a protein of 74 amino acids. The record is from RefSeq and is a predicted model, not a curated record. The transcript is spliced from 4 exons. Lineage: Eukaryota; Metazoa; Arthropoda; Insecta; Hymenoptera; Braconidae.